UGCAGUAAAUAUUUAUUUACUGCUCAGAUCUUAACCAGAACUUCCUGUUUUCACUUUCAUUCAGCAAUGUCCCUGGCUUCUGCUCUUUCGUCUUGCAAUUUGCUCCUCACCCGAAGAGCUCUCACAGCCCUAAGCUGCAAUGGUGCGUUCCAGGCCCUCUCCCACCCCGGGUCCUGUCUCACAAAUUACCAACAGAACAGAUUUAAACAGAAGAAAAUUAGGUUCAAAGCACUGAAACCACCCAAAGAGAAGACAAAACGUGAACUUAAAUCACCUUUUCAAGCCAAGAAGGUUGUGAAACGUAAAAUCAACCCAGAAUUCGAAGCAAGAUGCCCGACCGACAACAUAUGGCUCCACAAGUAUUACCCAAUCCAAAAGUUGACCCUUGACCUGGCCAUCAUGAGGCACAAAGCUUAUGCUCACCCGAUGAUGCUUAACAACCUCGAUGGAUUGCUUUACGCAGACAUGGAAUUAAAUAUGGAAACCAAAAAGAAGACCAAAUUCCUGAGUACUGUCAAAGGAACUGUUACCUACCCAAACCUGUUUGACGACAACACCAAGACCCGCUGCAUCCUCUUCACAAAGGACUUAUCAAACGUAACAGAGGGACUGUCUGCAGGAGCAACACAUGCAGGAGGUCAAGAACUCUUAGAUAUGGUAAAGUCUGAUGCCCUCUCUCGAAGUAUGUACGAUUAUGUAGUCUGUACCCCUGAUAUCUAUUCGGAUCUUCUCUCCUAUCGUCACAUUUUUAAAGAAAAAUUUCCUCACCAAAAGCAAGGUACUAUUGGCACAGAUGUGAAGGCAAUCAUCAACAACCUUAUGAAUGGUGUUCGGUAUGAGUGUAAAAAGACCUCCGAAGAAGCUGCUGUGAUGCAGGUAGCAAUUGGAAAGCUUAAUAUGGAAACUGAAGAUUUGGUGAAUAAUUUCCUUAAAUUGGUCGAUAAACUUUGUGUGAACCGUUCUCCCAACCUGAAACCUUUCAUCACUGAGUUGAAAAUCAUUGCUCCACCAUCCGAGGAAGUGUUUCACAUUCAGGUGCAGAAAUACGUACCUGGGUACAAUGUACCCGAUAAAAAGGUGAAGGAGACAUCAACGACGAUGAAAGCAAAGGGAAUGGAAGAUGAAGAAGAGGAAGGGAGGAAGGACAAGGAUGACGAUAGCGAUGAUGACAACGAUGACGGCAAAGAUAAGUCAUCAGUAAACUGAGUUGGACAGUCAUUGGGUAUAAAUUAACCCCUGGUACUUGGUCAUUAAGGACUGUCAUUGAUGGACAGAGCUUGGACAGAACUGAGAAAUAUUGUCAGUGGUGGUGGCCAGUUCUGUUUGAAUGGCUUAUGAAAGCUUUAAGGUGAAGUGUUGAAAAAUUUUGUUAAUAAAUAAAUUUUGUUAAUAGACGGAAACUGUAAAGAAGCCUAUGGAAUUCAAAGA
Molecule: messenger RNA, 1428 nt
Organism: Octopus sinensis (East Asian common octopus)
Lineage: Eukaryota; Metazoa; Mollusca; Cephalopoda; Octopoda; Octopodidae
Product: 39S ribosomal protein L1, mitochondrial
Exons: 9
Coding region: 67-1206 (379 amino acids)
Source: RefSeq, a predicted model, not a curated record